CUAUACUUAAUUGGGAAAUAAAUAGCUGGCCCUGUUAGCUCAACACGUUUCUACUCCAAUGGCUGGACUUUCUCUCUCCUCUCUCUCCCCAGCUUCACUUCCUCCUCAUUGUCCAUUACUGCACCGCCGAACUCGAUUCUUUGCUCAUUGUUCGACUAUUCAAGCUGCUUCGUCUUCGUCUUCUGCUUUGACAUUGAACCCUAAAGUCGUAGUGACCAGAGAGCAUGGUAAAAAUGGAAAGCUCAUCAAUGCUCUAGCUCAACAUGGAAUUAGCUGUUUGGAGCUUCCCCUCAUUCAGCACACAAAGGGACCUGAUUUGGAUAGGCUUUCUGCUGUACUAAGUGCAGAUACAGCCUUUGACUGGAUUGUCAUAACUUCUCCUGAAGCUGGUUCAGUCUUUUUAGAUGUAUGGAAGGCUUCUGGAACCCCAAAUGUGAAAGUAGCUGUUGUUGGGGCUGGUACAGCAAGCAUUUUUUACGAAGUACUGCAAUCAUCAAAGCAAUCUCUCAAUGUUGCAUUUAUGCCUUCAAAAGCAACAGGGAAGGUUUUGGCUUCGGAGCUUCCCAAAAAUGGCAACACAAAGUGCACUGUUUUAUAUCCUGCCUCAUUAAAGGCCAGUCAUGAGAUAGAGGCAGGUCUUUCGAAUCGUGGAUUUGAAGUCACGAGGCUAAACACGUACACAACUGCACCUGUUCAUGAUGUUGACCAAAUGGAUUUAGAGGAGGCACUGUCAGCCCCUGUUGUCACAGUAGCUUCACCUUCUGCCAUUCGUGCCUGGGUCAAUCUCAUUCCAAAGCCUGAUAAAUGGAGCAAUUCAGUUGCAUGUAUUGGUGAGACAACUGCUUCAGCGGCAAAAAAAUUAGGCUUGAGAAAUGUGUUCUAUCCAACACAUCCAGGUCUUGAAGGCUGGGUGGAUAAAAUCCUAGAGGCACUGAGAGUGAAUCACCACUAGGGGAAUGACAACUUGUUAAGCUUUCUCACAGGUGUAGGCAGGCCUAGUAGUAGGACACCACUACAUCUGUGCAAAAAUUUGAAGUUUCUGCUCAAACAAGUUGCUGAACAGAGCCAGAAAGGUGCUGAAUUUUAUAUUGCACUGGAGAGGUCGAAUCUAGGAAGCAUGUCUUCUUUAUAAAAUCAUGAAGAGGUCAUCUGGGUGAUGCUGUGGAUAAAAUACCAUUCUUUGUACCUGAGUUCCAGUAGUUCAUUCAUUUUUCAAAGCGAGUUUCUGAAACACCCAUUACUUCUAUGAUUUCCAUUAAUUGAUAAUAAUAAGGUAAUAGUAAUAUAAUGUAAUUCAUUUUCCAAUCAUAUCAUUGUAUAAUAAGAAUGUACGUUUUAAGCUUACAAUGGCAGUACAUUUUGAGAAAAUAAAUUUUUUAUUCUCCA
This is a messenger RNA of Humulus lupulus (European hop), 1386 nucleotides long. Its product is annotated as uroporphyrinogen-III synthase, chloroplastic. The coding region runs from base 59 to 952 and encodes 297 amino acids. Lineage: Eukaryota; Viridiplantae; Streptophyta; Magnoliopsida; Rosales; Cannabaceae. Gene Ontology annotation, cellular component: chloroplast. Gene Ontology annotation, biological process: uroporphyrinogen III biosynthetic process. The record is from RefSeq and is a predicted model, not a curated record. Gene Ontology annotation, molecular function: uroporphyrinogen-III synthase activity. The transcript has 10 exons.